UGUCGGUUGUGCUGCUAUUAGCGCUAUUAGUGCUGUUACCACCAUGGUGCAUAUUUUCUGGUAAGCGGGGAGUGGACUGCUUGUCAUCGGCGGCAUCUUAUCCGUCUCGUACGAGGUAUUGGCGAUACGAGCAGUCAAGUUUGUGUCGGCCUUGACCGCGUCGCAUCAGCACGGCUUCAUCAGCAACGAGGCUCGGCCGCGAGACCGGAAGAUGGCCGCUAUCCGGAAAAAGCUUGUUAUAGUCGGCGAUGGAGCUUGUGGAAAGACCUGCCUUCUCAUCGUGUUUAGCAAGGACCAGUUUCCCGAGGUUUACGUCCCGACUGUGUUCGAAAAUUACGUGGCUGACAUCGAGGUGGACGGGAAGCAGGUGGAGUUGGCACUCUGGGACACGGCAGGCCAGGAGGACUAUGACCGGCUGCGGCCACUGUCAUACCCAGACACGGAUGUUAUCCUCAUGUGCUUCAGCAUUGACUCUCCCGACUCGCUGGAGAACAUUUUAGAGAAGUGGCACCCGGAAGUUAAACACUUCUGCCCAAGCGUCCCCAUAGUCCUGGUUGCUAACAAGAAAGACCUGCGAUCGGAUCCAGCCACAAUCAAGG
This is a messenger RNA of Rhipicephalus sanguineus (brown dog tick), 599 nucleotides long. Its product is annotated as ras-like GTP-binding protein Rho1. Gene Ontology annotation, molecular function: GTPase activity; GTP binding. Gene Ontology annotation, biological process: cell migration; small GTPase-mediated signal transduction. NCBI's taxonomy places the organism in Eukaryota, Metazoa, Arthropoda, Arachnida, Ixodida, Ixodidae. The record is from RefSeq and is a predicted model, not a curated record.